UCCCUGCUCUUCGGAUCGGUGUCUGGAUUGCCGUUCGCUAUCCAAAUAUCCAGGCUAGUACGGUCAAGUUGCGUAUGUGUAUGUGCGCGCAGGUGUCUCCCUCGCUCUUGAUUCUCGUUGUUGGGUUAUACGUGGUAGAGUAUUGCGUGUAUAUAGGUGAACGGUGGCACGUGUAUGCAUGUGUUGGAGGUAUACACGCGUGUGCGUUUCCCGUUCCGCGAUUCGCGUAUCCCGAAAAGAUGGCCGCCAUGAAAGCGUACGGUUGUGAUGUUGACGUCGUUCACAGCAAGGCCGCGUCACGUCCUCGAAAAGCGUGAAAAGAAGGUGAUUAUUCGAAUGCUUCCACGACUCUCAUGGUGCUCUCUAACGAGAACGCGGUAUAGCGAGAAAGUAGUUGAUAAUUGGAAACGCGAGUGCGGUGUUCGUAGGAUCCCUCUCGCAGUGUUCGACGAAAACGACGAACAGAAGAGAGAAGAAAGAAGAGAGGGAGGACGAGCGAGGAACGUGCCCUGUAAGGGGUUGAAAGGAAUCGUAUGUGACAGAGAGAGGAGUGGACGAAUAGCUUGUCGAAGAGCGGAGGUAAGAAGAAAGGAAAGAAGAAAAGUAGGAAAGCGCGUGGAGAAUACAACAGGGUGAUACACGGAAGUUAGUGAUAGCUAGAGAAUCGCGGGUGGUUUAUGGUGUCGCGAGUGAAACAAAUGCGUGCUCGUCUUACGCGAACAAGCCUCUCUCUUGCCAACGAUAUCCCGGUCAACCUGUUUUUCGCAUUUCCUUUGGGCUGCCUUUUACGUGUGACUCGAAACAUUGUGUCAACGAGGGACGGCCAUAUUAAUCCGUAGCCCCCGCCGUCACACACAUAUUCCAACAAUCUUAACUCCUCGAGGUGGUGCCUCUAGUUUUACGAUAUUCGCUACAUUUUUAGUGCGUAUCCUAUGUUGCGACCAAUCCUCUCUUAACCGUGUCGUGUCGUAUCGUGCUGUGCUGUUCCGUGUAGUGUCCUACCGUGUCGUGUUGUAUCGUGUCGUAUCGUGUCGUGCCUUGCCUUGUAGCACCGUACCGUACCGUACGUAUCGUGUCGUGAUUCCUCGACUACUUGGAUAUACGCGUAAGAUAAUGUCCAGAUUUUCGCCGGAUGACAGUGCGUGCACCUAGUGCAUGGACGGUGGUACUAGUGCGUACGAGGAAUAUAAACGACCGCCACUACGUGAGUUCUAUGCCACCCGAUGUUCAUGUAUCGUUCCGAAACAACUCACCGGUUCUCCACCACUGUGUCUAUCCAGUUUACCAGCAGUACCACCCUUCCUAAAUUCUCUACUAUCCGCAGAAUGGUAGUGGUACAGCAGGCGCUGGAAUUCGGUUGGUAGUGGCGCGUCCCGACUGUGGAGACCACCCGGUGAGAGGAGCAGGAGAAAACCCGGGAUAGCCGGGUGAAGCGAGAAAGAAAAGGAGGCGGAGGUGGUGGCGGAGGAGGAGGAGGAGGAGGAGGAUAGAGGAACAACUUUGCGGAGGGGACUGACAGUGACCAAACGGAAGAAAGAGAGGAAGAAAAUAGGCAGCGGGAAGGGGAAGGGAAAAGGAGAAGAAAGAGAUAGAAAGUUCGGUCUCGUAGAAGGACAUCGUCCACGGAUCUUCCGGUAAUUCAGGAUAUCGAACCUUGAAGCUGCGAAGGUCGCUGAUGUCCGCUACGAGCCCUGCCCCUACCCCUGCCAGCUCAGCGUCAUCCUCAGCUCAGAGCGGAGGAAAAAGGUCCUCGCUGUCAUCGACGCGGAGGAAAAUCCCGUCGCUCGUUAGCCUAGGCCUUGAUCGAAGAAGAAGGGAGAUCUUUUACCAGUGUCUCGACGACCACCACGCGUUCUCUCGACCGAAACUUCAGUAUCGUUGCUGCUGUAUCGCCGAUCAGCACGACCACCCCUCUGAAUGUCUUCGCACAUCCAAAAGUCGUGCGUGGUGAGGACACAGGGGCUUGAAGCGACAUUGAGUGACAGCAAAAAGAAGUACGGCGACAAGGUGAAUGCACUUCUGUCCGCCUGGGAGCAUGUCACCAAUUUCAUUCCUGGGGCAACGCCAGAGGCCACCCAGUCUCUCAUAGAAUGGGCUCACAAACACACGUUGAAAUUGGUACUGCGCGGGGAGUGGCCGAAGUUGUCACCCGCGACGAAGACGCACCUCAGUGUAACGUUACAGAGGUGCGCGUCACACCUGGUGCAACACCCCGCUGCACCCAGGUGCACUGCCCUGAUAGCUCUGGUGCACAAUCCAUGGACUCAUCCAGCUCUCGACAGCAUACUUAACGGCCAACCGGAUUCCGAACAUGAAGAGGAGUUCUGCUGUUCGGAGAAAGGUGAACUGCUGACAAUGAGGCUGAAAAUACUUUGCGAGGACCGCUGCGAGGACAUAGCGGUAAAACUCGCCGCUGCUUGCGUACGUUCUCUGCGACGGAGCGAUCGGUUGCGCUCACUCUCGGAUUCUCAUCACGUUCAUUACAUGAUCGACGUUUAUAUCGUCCUCUUGUAUAAAUUGAAACGCACGCAAGAUAUAUUCGCUCAACUAAAAUUAAUGGACCUGAGCGACGGAUUGGAAUUGGUCCAACGUCUCAGUGGUGAAAGACCGACAAAGUAUGGAACUGCACGCGUUUGGAGAAAUUCGAUAAAAGCUGCCGAAUUGGUUGCACAAUAUCUCGUUACAGCUGGUAUGGUACGCCCUGUACCGGAAACGGGCGCAAACGUUUUGGAACAAAUUCUAAACUCCUGGGCAUUGUUGCAUUCGAAAUUAAAAGACGUAGCACCUACGUUGCCGGGGAUGAUAAGGAAAUUAAUCGAACCCGCUGAAAGUGCUCAGCACAUUUAUAUCUUUUGCGCGGUACUCGUUAAACACUUUGGCGAUAGCAUAAAGCCCGUGGUAAUCGAAUUGUAUAUCAGAGCGUUGACCACGGAUAUGAACGAAUUGGAGAGUCAAAAAACAAAAUCCGAUACGGAGAAGGUUCGCGAGACUGCGAAACGCCUGAGCAUGCAAUUCCUCAAGUUAGCCGAUGUGGUUGGUAGCAAUAUCGGUAUUGCCCGAGAGUGCGUGUUGACAGCGUUUUCUCUGCAUCCUACCAGGGCUUGUUAUGAUAGGAUCAAGGAAAUCGCUGUUGCGUGCGGAAAAACGAAAGAGGAUGGAACCUCCAGUGAUAACAACGUGGUCGCCGGUAGCGAGAAACUAAGCCACAUCCUUGAGAAUAGUCAUUCUAACAUAGGAUUAAAAAAGAUCGAUAGCAAUACAGGAGAAAAGAACGGAACAAAAGUGGCGAAUACGGAUUCUUCGUCUUUAUGCAACUCUUCGUUAUUUCCAGUGUCGCCGUCGUUGUCCGGUUCGAUCGCGGGUAUAACAACGCCAACGAAAAAGAAUAUCGACUUCCAAAACGGGCAAGUAACGAAGAACUUUGAGCGAACGGAUCAACUAUUAAAGAGCCUUUUAACUCUGAAAAAGGGAGAUACGACGAACUCGGCAAGCGACAGGUGUCCUUUGCAUCCAAAGAGGGAUUCAUUGUCCAAUGGUCCACUCGGAGAACUUUGCUUCAAUUGCGGAGAGUUUAUUGGCAACGAUAUCUCGAGGAGUAAGACUCCAGAAUCGAACAAUAUGAACUCUAGAAACGUGGAAAGAACGCUCGAUGCUUUAAUUCUGAUCAAAGGCGACGCUGUCACGGGUUCUGCGAAUUACGACGAAAAAUCCGUGCCAAAUCAAGUGCUAGACGCGGAAAAACUCGGUCUGUCGCCACAGCUUUGCGACGACUUGGCCGUGGUUUUGAGCAGUCCUCGUUACCACAUGCUUAGCUGGGUUUUGGAUUGGAAGGAGCUGAAAAGUCUGUGCGAGAGAUACUUGGAAAAUGCCGAAGAGAUGAGAAAUACCAACAAGGAGCUGAAAUACCUCAAUAUCGAUUAUUCCCAGUUUAAAGAUUGGCCCUCGGAAGACGAUACCAAGGAUAUCUUUUUUGGAAUCGAAAAAGGAUACGAACAAUGGGUGGAUUUACCUUCGGAUGGCUCGGAACAGUUUGGUAGCUUCCAGCCUGCUGGUAGCUUCAAGAGAUCGUCGACGAGAAGAAGCCUCGAUGACGCUACCACUACCGAUUCGGAUAGCGGAAGUGUAUUACAAGCAAGGAGAACAGCGAAACAGAGAAAAAUUCAUAGAUUAGAAUCUUCCGAAAGCGACUAUGACAGCACGGAACGUAAACCGAAACAUUUUAGGAAUAGGAUCAGUUCGAUCUCUGAUACCGACAGUAAUACGCAGGACAGUCAAACGGACAGCUUUGGCAGCAACGGAUGUCGACUGGAGGUAAAGAAAAAGUCGAAUAAAUCGUCCAAUAAGGAGUCGAGUAAGAAACGUUCGAAAUCAUCAAAAUUAACCGUCGAUUCCGUCUCGCAUUUUCAUAUGCUCGUUAACGAAAACGUUCGACAUACAAACACGAACGAAGACGCGAGCGGUUCCGACGUAAGUGGCAACGAUAUUAUAACUUUAUUUUCUGCCGACAUGGAUGAAAACAAACGUGAAACGAUAAAAGGUUCGACGUACACAGCAACCGCGCCGUUAAUACUUACAGAGAGAAGGAGCGACCCAGCGGUACUUAAAUCUUUGAGGAUGUUCAGGCCGCAAAAUUCGAAGAAAUCUGCCAGGAUUUCUCAGAUACUGCACAAGAAUCUUCUAAAUAAGAGUAAAGACAAUAAUAACUUAGAGAAUAAUACGAACAGUAUAACGAAAUUUGCUCCGAUGCUCAGCACGCUCAACCUGAACCCGAAGAUCGUAUUAACCAGGGCGGACGAGAUCGACAACAAACUGAUACGAUCGAAAAAGCAGCAACGAUUGAGUAGCGGCGAUAUUACGAGCGAGCUGAUGAACAUUCAGAAGAAUAUGCCGUUCUCUCCGAACAAAAACGCGUUAUCCCCGUAUCAGAAACAAAAAGGAAACGGAGCAGCGAUCGCUGGUAAAACUGACUUAUCUCCUACUGGUGGACGAGACUUAAAUUCUAAAUCGACCUUGGGCAAAAGAAAGUUUGACAUUCUCGCGAAGGUUGUCAGGGAUUCGGAUAUCUUGGCAAAAAAUGUACCCGGUCUAAAUUCAUUGGAUAUGAUGGUGCCGCCAAGAAUGCGACCCACCGUAAACGUCGUGCAACUUUCAAGAAACAUUCCACAGAGUCCGAAUUCGGGCUCCAUCAACAGCGGAAAUACUCCCCCGCGGCCAAACAGAACUCCCAGCGUGGCUGGAAGUAUUCAAUUACCCGGUACACCCUCUUCCGGGGGGCACGAUAGCGGCGUUGGCAUGAGUCCGGCUGGUCAAACCCCUCCCUCGAGAUCGUCGAUUCUUCCCGAUGUCGGUGAAGAGACGAAUCAACUACCCGAUAGUUCGCCAACCUCUUCUACGACCACGAACGUUUCCGGUCAACUCGAGCCCGAUACGAGUCCUAGAACGAUGCCCAUUCGACGAACUCAACAGAGUCAAUCGCCCAAGAAAUCCCCGUCUCCUUGUUCCACGGUCGCUACUACCACGACGACGAGCUCGGUAGUCGCCUCGACGACCAUCGCAUCGGAACAGCUACAAAUCGUUUGUAAACCAGAUGGUACAUACCAGUUGGCCUCUGUAAAUCCGAACGUAGUGUCCAAUCAGAGGAACGUCCUCAAUCUGCAGAACAUCGACGAUGGAAACGUUGGUAAUUUUUCGCGGCAAAACCAAAGAGCCGAUAACGCAAACGCAAACAGGAGUACGUACGAGAGAUUAACGUCUGCGAAAGUGACGGCGCAGUCUGGACAAAACACCGGUUUGCCCAAAUUUCAGCAAGCUUUCGGCAAAACUAUAUAUACGCUUUCCAAGGACACGUCGACGGGCGGCGUAACCGGCGCCUCGUCGGAAACGCACGUGCAGACGGCGUCCCCGCAGAAGACGACAAACCUAUCGAAAGCGGUACAAACAUCCGUACCUAAUGCACAACAAACGAACGCGUCUACAGGUAUAAACGUACAGUCCAUUGCAAACAUUCCAAACACGUUACAAUUAUCCACUGGCAGGCAAAUCUUGAAUAUCGUCCAAAGCUCUGGAAAUAACCCAAACGUAGCGUCUAGUCCGAAUACGAAUCAAACGUUGACGCAGCUAGUACAAAGCGUUCAGAAUUCUUCGCCGGGUGUGAUAUACACGCACAAAAUUCCUGUUACUAUAUCCACCACAAAUCCCAGUCAACUGAACAUUUUACCGACUAUAUCGCAUUCGAAUUCGAUACCACCUGGAAGAACACCGGUGGUCAAGUUGAACAUCAUUCGCACUCCUUUGAGGCAACCAAACAUUACCGGAGCUAUUCAAGCAGUUUUGGCCACGCCAAGAUUACAGCAGCAGCAGCAGCAGCAGCAGCAGCAGCAGCAGCAACAACAACAACAACAGCAGCAGCAACAACAACAGCAGCAGCAGCAGCAGCAGCAGCAGCAGCAGCAACAACAACAGCAGCAGCAGCAGCAGCAACAACAGCAGCAGCAGCAGCAACAACAACAACAGCAGCAGCAGCAGCAGCGGCAGCAACAACAACCACCACCACAGCAACAACAACCAAGGGUUAGGACAAACAAUUUGCUUGGAUCUCCUAUAGAGGUACCGAAUCAAGUCAGUUCAACCACUUUGGAACAAUUGAGAGAAUUCGAAAGCGUCCUGGAGCAAGUGAAAGAGAGGAGUACGAUUCAACCGCAGUCUCAUCAACCGAUAUCCACCGCAUCCACUACCACCGUACAAACUCAAACCACUACGCAACAAACGCAAGCUACCAAACCACAGCAGGUUUCUGUGAGCGCUCUCACUCAACAGCUUUUGAUGCCGACGCAGCAAACAACCAACAACAAUUUUGCGAGCAACGGCAACACGGUAAAUUUUCAACAGGACGUUUUCUCUCAGAAAGUUUCUCUAACCUACGUAAAUCAAAACGCAGGCUCCGUUGCCACGAAAACCCCAAAUUCGACUCCGGUCGUUGUUGUGACCAGCUACUGUCAACCGGUGGCUUCGCCCGCUCUCAGUGUCACUUCGCAAAGUUCUUCCAGCCCGUGCGUCACCCCGGCUCCGACUCCUGCACCAUCCGCUGGGAAAACGCCUCCCACUCCACCUUCAUCGAAAACGGUGAAAAAAACGGCGCCCAAGACGGUGAAAACCAGCGCGACGAACACGUCGAAGGCUUCGCCGAUACCGAAGCCGCAACAAAAGCCACAGGAAGACGAACAGACCGCUCAAAGAAUCUACGCUAUAUUAGACGAGUACGCGGAGCAAUUGCGAAACUCUCCCGAUCUGAACAAUAAACCCGCUCCGAGGAGAAGAUCGAAUCCACCAACGAAUCCGAAUCAAUCUUCGAAGAGGAAAAAGUCGAAUGCGAGCAAAACGAAACCCAGUAAUCAACAGAGUUCGGAACUUAGCCCGAGUACAGACGAUCUUGGAAGAACAAUGGGCAGCGAGGAUUCUUCGAGCGGCGUUGUUCACGUGCAAGACAGUCCUGCUGGUUUCUCCGCUCCGGAGGAACCGUCCACUAACGUUGGAACCGUGACGGAUGCAACUGCCGAAAUUAGAAACCUGACGAACGAUUCGAACGACAGUGUGGAAUUAAACGUUAAGAGACGAAAUCUGAUUUUCGCGGAACCUGGUUCCGGACAAUCGAGAGCGGUGAUCGUUCAGGAAGCUGUGCAGGCUGGUUCCGUGAGCGUCAGCGAAGCUCUAGCUUCGGUAACGGGAAAGAUGGGAAGCACAGCAGUCUUGGUCCCUGGACCUAAUUACAUAUUACCGAUGAACCUAGUGAAAGGUCAGCAAUUCACGAUAGUAUCCAGCGGAUCGAAGCUUCUUGCAACGAUGCCCGCAACCGUACGAGCUACUGGAAACACCGGUGUAUCAAAUGCUCUCGUGCUUCAAUCCUUUCUGAAUCAAGCAGGGAAAAUAAUCUCGCAACCGGGACAAGUCAAGCAAGUUAAAAUACCAACGCUGCAGACUCUGUCGGGCAAUCAGACUCUGACCACGACGCAAAACGUUCAGGGUGCGUCGGUGGUCAUUCCUCAUAGUGGAAAUCAUGCUCAAUUUACGAGCGACGUAAGUACAGAGAAGGGUAACAUCAUCGGUGACUUGACUAUGACGAAAUCCGACACGGUGACUGGAGGAGUUACCGUUGAAUCCGCGACGAACACGAUCGUCGUCAACAAGAGCAAUUCUACGAUCGGUCUGAUACAGCGUAACUUGAACGAACCGUCAGAAAGCCAACCGAUAUGCGGCGUGAUCACCAGCAAUCCUAAUUUAACUCUUCAAGGCGCCAGACUGUUCAACUCCUCUAUACACAAACUGACGACGCCGGGUCUCAAGUCUGACAACGUAGUGUGUAUAACGCCAACAGCUACGAUCGCCCAUAGCCCAGAAAAGAAGUCACCGCAAGAAAGUCAAAUGCACAACGACAAACCUGUCUCCAUUCAAACGAGUGCAACGAUUGCUCUCGCCUUCGCCACUCAGUCCGAUGUUUCCUUGUUGAACGACGCUCAACAACAUCAGCAGCAGCAACCACAACAACAACAACAACAAAAGGAUAUGAAGGAAAUAUCAGCGGAAAUAAUCCCUGGUGCCAAGAUCAUCUCCCCGAAAACAGUCAAGAGAAAAAUCGACGACGCAAUGGGUAUGUCGGAGAACGUUCCGAAAACCUUGAUCACUUCCAACUCUGUCGUUCGUUCGAGCAAUGCCACACCAUUACAGAGUAACGAAAAGAUUGACUCUAUGUCGACGAUAACGGUUGCGAGUAAACAGUCUGGUGGAAUGGACCACGCGACGCAGUUCCUGGUAACCGGUGGACCAAGUAGUUCGGAUAGUCAAGAAUCUGCUGUCCAACAGUCUGCCGAUGGUAUGGAGGUAUCGUGCAAGAUCGGAAACGGCUUACUAUAUGGAAACGCGCGAUUGCAAGAAGCUUGGGAACCAGAGGGUAAAGUGUCGCCCGAUACACCUUGGCGAUACGUUCCUACGUCUGUGAAUUCUUUAAGUAUGGAACCAUUAAAUCCAAGAUACUCGGAUAAUUCAGAGAACGUUCAAAGCGUUCUGCAGAUCAUCAAUAAAGGUCAAGGUAUCGAGAUGGCGAGUGGACAGAUUUACCAAACGAACGCGAAAAAGUACUUUAUGAAUCAUACGUUAGAACCAUUCCAGCAAUACUCGAAUAAGAGCAACAUGAUGAAAACGCCGUUAAAUCCUAGAUUAGAUCGAGAAUUGUUACAACAAAAGAUGGAGAGAAAAGCAGCCGCCAUAGAACGCGAGAUGAAGCUACAGAAAAGUUUAUCGGAGGAGUGCGAAGACUUGGGCGUGGACGAACCGAGCACCAGCGACUUGUUCCCAGAGGCAGAUUUAUUGUUCGAUACGAAUCAUUCUCCAUCGUUCGAUCAUUCGUCUCAGGACGCAUCCUGCAGUCAGCCGCUGGGUAUGAAAUCUUACGGUGGUUCCUAUUUUCGUUCGUUAGAUUCGUCAAGCGGUAGCAGAGACGCCAGUCCCAUUGCCGAUUUUAAGCUGAACGAACGUAGAAAAAGUAGCAGCCAGCGAACCAGAUCCGCGAAAGAUUCUUUCAAGAAAUUGAAAAGAGACAAGAUAGACGAUCUACAUUUAGAAAAUCCGUCGAAGCACAUGCGGCUAACAUUGGAUAAUUUAAGUCAGGACGAAGCGUCGAACAGUAAUUCCGAUAUCUCGAGAUUAUCACCGACGAAUCUGGGGUCGUUGGAGAACGAUUCGUUGAAGGAUACGGGUCGGACAAAAAUGAUGUCAAGAAACGGUUCGAAGGAAGGUUCGCCUAGUAGCGUAUCGAGCAUUCCAUCGAACAUGAAAUUGGAUAUCGACUUGGAUUCGGAAUCGCUACCCCCAAGCAUCAAUGUAAAUAAUACCUCGGCAGCAAGCUCGGGGGACGAAAGUUUAACCUUGCUGAGCGGUAACACCGCCGAUGUCACGAUACCUUCGCCACUCUCGCCGAUCGCUGGUCCCAUGCUAUCGACGCACAAGUAUACCUAUACCAAUAAGAAGCGAAUUCCGUCGAAGGUGACGAGAAUGGAUUAUCUUUCUUGGGAGAGUCCAAUGUCGGAGAGAAUGAGAUCGAGCAGCGACGAAGAGGAUUCUAGUAUAAGCGAAUCGAUCAGCAGUCAAGCGGAAGACAACGCUCUGAGCAACGGACUCGAGGAUAGUGUACAAAGUCUCAAGUCUCUGUCGAACGAGCGACGCUGCAAUUAUCUAAAAAAAAAAGAUACAUUACAGGUGAAUUCAAGAGUAGUAUUUAAUCGUGCGGAUCAUAAGAGUAGUCUGUCGAAGCGUAUCAAGUUGAACGAGUCGAUCCAAGAUUCGGCUAUGCUUUCCAGUGACAAGGCCUCUGAGCCCUCGGACGACGAAACGGGCAAUAUCGCUUUGAUCGAGCCGGACUGUCGAGCUAGACGGUCGAGUUUACGCGGACACGUUAAAAAGGGAUGUGCCUGUUGCAACGGAUCGCCGGAAAGACCCAAGAAGAAAUCGGUCAAGCCCGAACAUUCGAGAUUAAAGAAGCGACUGCCCUCGAAGCAAGCUGGAAAGAAAAGGUAGUCCUAGCGUUCGAACGCUCCACGGAGCAUCGCGUGUUCGAUCUUAAUGGUGUACGCUCGUGCCUGGCGACAUGUGUCCAGUGACAAAGGAGCUUCCAAAUGUACGGGCGUCGUACUCUCGUAGUUGCUACGAGAACCACACGAAACCUACAACUGACAGCCGGAAAGCGCAUCGAUGGGAAACCAGGUCGCGUAUGUAAUUCGCUGAUCGAAUGAUGAAAUACGCAAAUUACAUACUUGUAUAUAAUAUAUUAGCGAAUACGGGAGUUGUUAGAGACGAACUCUUAUCAUACACCGAUAACUCGGAGUGCGUCGGUUCUCGAUACAGCGUAAACACUGAUCCCGUUUCAUCUAUGAGAGAGCAAUGGAAAGAGAGAAUAAAUAGAAAGAGCGAGCGAGAGAGAGAGAGAGAGAGAGAGAGAGAGAGACAUAAGAAGCGAGCAGUUUAUUAGCAAUUCUCGAGGUAUAGGGCAUCCUCUUACCACUAGAUGUUAUUAUGAUAACUAGAUGUAAGAUGCAAAUUAUAAUGAAUGGCAAACAAAUAAAGUAAAUCUUUAAGGAUAUUAGAGACGCAAUCUAGUCAAAAGAUAAAGAAAUUCGUGUCGAGAAAUAAGCGUGCUCGAGAAAGCGAGAAUGAGCGAAAUAGUGUGAGCGCGAGAUAGAAAAGUAUAAAUGAGAAAGUAGCGGAGGAAACACGAGUAAGGGGAGAGAGAGAGCGAGAGAGAGAGAGAGAGAGAGAGAGAAAUAAGCGUAUCCGACUGUCGAUAGAUCCCUCGCAGACUAAAGAAUUUAUAAUUAAAAGCCUGAAUUUAUAACUCUGUCUACUGUAUCUAUCAUGACGAUACUAUUCCACGUUCUUCUACAUGGUGUGGUCAGACUGAAUAGACGAAUUAAUCUAUAGAUCUCGGUAAAUUAAUGUAGUAAAACAUGCAUUUUGAAGUUUUUGCCUUUCCGCGUAACGCUUCUCGAUAACUUAGAACCUUCACUUUAUAAUCGAGAUGAUUCUUGUAAAUUGUAGUGUCAUACCUUUGUGCAAGGGAAUAGUGGCGAAAUGGUUAAAUGGAUGAAUAAUAAUAAUAA
Molecule: messenger RNA, 11645 nt
Organism: Bombus pascuorum
Lineage: Eukaryota; Metazoa; Arthropoda; Insecta; Hymenoptera; Apidae
Exons: 8
Coding region: 1918-10566 (2882 amino acids)
Source: RefSeq, a predicted model, not a curated record